Messenger RNA from Centropristis striata (black sea bass), 2512 nucleotides. It is a transcript of the gene crlf1b, whose product is annotated as cytokine receptor-like factor 1b. Gene Ontology annotation, biological process: cytokine-mediated signaling pathway. The record is from RefSeq and is a predicted model, not a curated record. Gene Ontology annotation, molecular function: cytokine receptor activity; protein binding. Lineage: Eukaryota; Metazoa; Chordata; Actinopteri; Perciformes; Serranidae. The transcript has 8 exons. The coding region runs from base 163 to 1332 and encodes 389 amino acids. Gene Ontology annotation, cellular component: external side of plasma membrane.
AGUCUGUCAGUCAGUCAGUCAGUCUGCAGACCUCAGCUGAAGACACGACAUUAGUCUGUGAGGAGGCGCUGAGUCCUCCUCCUAACUUCUCCUCGGCCGUCUGCUCCUCACGUCCCGGAAACGCUCCAAGGACCGAGAGGGAAGAAAAGCAGCUUACUGACUAUGUUCUCCUUCGUGUUUCUCCUCCUCCUUGUUCCACAUGUGCUGCUGUCCUCGACACACGUAGCAGUGAUCUCCCCUCAGGAUCCAGUCCUGCGUAUCGGCUCCAGUCUGACGGCCACCUGCACGCUGAGCCCUGAUCUGGGCCUCCAGGCCAGCACGUUGUACUGGACUCUGAACGGGAUGAGUCUGUCCAGCAGCACCUACAGCGUGCUGAGCCUCGACACCCUGAGCGUCACCCUUCACAACCUCAACGGCUCCCAGCAGCAGUCUGGAGACAACCUGGUGUGUCACGCAGCAGAUGGACACGUCCUGGCUGGUUCCUGUCUCUAUGUGGGCAGGCCUCCAGAAAAGCCGGUCAACAUAACGUGUUGGUCCCGCAACACAAAGGACUUGAGCUGCGAGUGGAGCCCGGGGGGGCGGGGUGAGACCCACAUCCGAACCAAAUACACCCUCAAGUACAAAUUGAGGUGGUACGGGAGAGAGAAGGAGUGUGAAAACUACGGCACGGGGAAGCAGCGCUACUUCUGCUACAUCCCCCGCAACCUCGCCCUCUUCACCCCGUACGAGAUCUGGGUGGAGGCAGCCAAUCAGCUGGGCUCUGCCACCUCUGACAUCACCGCCCUGGACAUCCUCGAUGUAGUGACCACUGACCCUCCUGCCAACGUGCAGGUGAGUCGUGUCGGCGACCUGGAGGACCAGCUGACGGUCCGCUGGGCCAGCCCCCCCGAGCUCAAGGACAUCCUGUUUCAGGCCAAAUAUCAGAUCCGCUACAGGCUGGAGGAGAGCACAGAAUGGAAGGUGGUGGAUGAUGUCGGUAACCAGACGUCGUGUCGGCUGGCAGGCCUUCGACCCGGCAUCGUUUAUUUUGUCCAGGUGAGGUGUAAUCCAGUGGGCAUCUAUGGUUCCAGGAAGCCCGGCAUCUGGAGUGACUGGAGCCACCCAGCCGCUGCCUCCACACCCAGCAGUGAGCGGCUGCAGAGCGGCUCCUGCGAUCCGAAGCCCGGUGAGCAGAACUCCACCCUGCGGCGGGAACUCAAGCAGUUCUUUGGCUGGGUCCGCAAGCAUGCGUCUGGCUGCAGCGGCAUGUCAAUCAAACUGUACGACCAGUGGAGGGUGUGGCUGCAGAAAUCGCACAAAACGCGCAACCAGGUAGAUUCUACAAGACGAUAAUUCAUAGCAGCGCCGCUCAGCACCACUGUGGUGUUUAAUUCAAGAGCAGCAUCGAGAAACACUGACAGAUAACUGGCCCCGCGGGUCCCAGCUGUGUGAGAGGCCCAACGCCCCGCCUGAGGGAUACUGCAGUAUUUGGUCAUACCGCCUUAACUUGAGUUUAAAGGGCCCGAGUGGAAGAUAACUGAAGAGACAAUGCAGCCUUUUUCUAGCGUUUCCGCUGGACGAAUCUGUCCGUUAGAUCUGUUUGCACAAACACAAAUGCCAAGGCCCUCAGCAACUGCACUUUUUAAAAGUUAACAGUUUAGACUUUUUAAUAGCUUAAGCAAGGGUUUAUUUUAUACUUUGAUGUCAAACGACACCAAAGUGUUUCCUUAAGAGAGUCGUAGAAGAGUGUAAGAAAAUGUACAAAACAGCUAUUUAGUAACUCUACUUUUCCAAGUCAAGAAAUAUUUCUUCAGGUAUUUUAAAGCCGAAUAUGUGAGUUAUACCUUGUUAUGAUUGUUAUGGCCUUUAUGAUAUGAAGUUGAUAUUUUUGAUAAUAAAGCAUACAUUUUUUUAACCUCCACUCAAAACUAGAACAUCCUGUUGGCUGCUCUGCUGUCUUGUAGUAGUAAUAUAUGUGUGUAUAUAUAUAUUAUACACAAUGACGUGAAAAUAAUGUUUGACAAAACACAUUAUGAUUCAUAUGAUGCACAUUUCAUAGACACGUAACUUAUACUUAUUUAUCUUUAGUAUCCAAAAAUAAAGACAGUAGUACAAAGCUGAGACAUUCAGAUCAGUAACGACUGAAUACUCAACAUAUUUAACACAAAAAGCAGAUUUAAAGGUCCGCAUUUCAUUGCAUAUAUCAAAAACAUGGUCUUAUUACAGCUAAUGACUCUUUAUACAGCACAGACUCAUUCAGCUCACACAGAUCAGAUCAACAGAGUUCUGCAGACUCUGUCCCUGCUCACUGUUUAUGUCGCAUAAUGACGCUGCGUAACGCUGAGACUUUAAAAUAAACAAAUAUAAAACUGUGUGUCUGCAGCAUCCUGCAUCAAAGCUGCAAGUUAGCGAAAAUGUUAGCAUCUCAUGAUGACCUUUCACCUGCCUCAGGUCAUCAUGUGACUUACUGAGAGCAGCCAGGUCAAUUUAUUUUGAGCUAAAUUAUUAAUAAUAAAAGUUAAAUGUUCUUCUU